AUGGAAGAAGUAGUUACAAGACACUGGGUGGAAACUCCUGUACGUUAUCAGGAGCAGUUUGCUGUCCAAGAUCUGGAAGCGUGCAAGUUGGAUCACUCUUUAUAUGCUUUGCCAGGCCCAUCCAAGGCUGAGGUGAGAAGCCGACAUGCAACAAAAAGUACAGCUACAGCAGGGGAGGACAGCACCGAAGAAGGCAACCCCAGCUUUCAGGUCUUACUGGAUGUUGUGCAGUUCCGUCCUGAAGAUAUCAUCAUUCAGACUUUCGAAGGCUGGCUCCUGAUCAAAGCUCAGCAUGGACCUAGGAUGGACGAACAUGGUUUCAUAUCCAGAAGCUUUGUUAGACAAUACAAAUUACCUAAUGGAGUCAAGAAAAAAGAUUUGUCUGCUCUCUUCUGCCAUGAUGGCAUUUUGGUUGUUGAAAUGAAGAGCUCAGAGGGAAUGGACUAA
Molecule: messenger RNA, 447 nt
Organism: Emys orbicularis (European pond turtle)
Lineage: Eukaryota; Metazoa; Chordata; Testudines; Emydidae
Gene: HSPB3
Product: heat shock protein family B (small) member 3
Exons: 1
Coding region: 1-447 (148 amino acids)
Cellular component (GO): nuclear speck; cytoplasm
Source: RefSeq, a predicted model, not a curated record